Molecule: messenger RNA, 348 nt
Organism: Dibothriocephalus latus
Lineage: Eukaryota; Metazoa; Platyhelminthes; Cestoda; Diphyllobothriidea; Diphyllobothriidae
Source: the annotation of a GenBank genome assembly
AUGUCGGUAAGUGUGGCCCUUUUGUACAAAGCCAGCUCAACUGAACUGGAUAAAUUUCUCUCGGUUCUACUCCCGCGUGCCUCAUUGGUUUUCUUCAAUUCUGCCGUCCUCGUACCGGUUCUCAUUGGCUUAUAUACACGCUGCUUUGCCAUCCUAAUGGGUGCUGUGAUGUGGAUAGGGUUUUAUGUCAAUCAUUUCAGUCUGCUGAAAUUGGACCAUUUUCUCGACAAGGACUACGUGUGGUUCAAAUUCGCUCAGACAACCAGUAUCACUGGUGGCCUUCUGAUGCUGGCUCUGCAAGGUCCAGGCUCCUACAGUGUGGAUGCAGCCCGCAAAAAGGAGAACUAA